Messenger RNA from Colletotrichum costaricense, 3882 nucleotides. RefSeq names its product NACHT and WD domain-containing protein. NCBI's taxonomy places the organism in Eukaryota, Fungi, Ascomycota, Sordariomycetes, Glomerellales, Glomerellaceae. The transcript has 7 exons. The coding region runs from base 1 to 3882 and encodes 1293 amino acids. The record is from RefSeq and is a predicted model, not a curated record. Gene Ontology annotation, molecular function: protein binding.
AUGAAGCCAGAAGAUAACACAUGGAGCGACCCUUGCGAGGCGGCUUAUGACGUAACCUCAAAAAGUUGGGGUUUCGCAAGCAUUCCAACACCUGAUUCUCACGGCACUUUUGCGCCCUUGGAAAAUGUUGAGUCUCAGGCUUUCACGACUCCAUCACGAGGCAGCUCGUUCUCCGUGCCAGCAUCACUCACGACAAGUCCGACGCCGCGCGUAGACCAGGAUCCAGUGGGGCUCAAGGUCAUCCACCGGCCUGUUGGAAGGCCAAUAGCUGACAUCAUAUUUGUCCAUGGGCUCGGAGGAGGAAGUCGAAAAAGCUGGUCGAAGGGUCACAACCCCGAUAACUGCUGGCCGAAGAACUUCCUCCCCUCCGAGCCAGUGGUUCGCGAUGCUCGGCUGCUUACCUUUGGAUACAAUGCAAACUUUGGAGUUGGGGAGGGCAAGACUAUGAUGUCAAUAUUGGACUUUGCCAAAGACUUGCUGUAUGAUAUGAAAUAUGCGAAAGAUGAAGUAGGAGAGAACUUGGAGGAUCUUGGGAUUGGAGAGUGCCCUAUCAUUUUCGUGGUGCAUUCAAUGGGCGGGCUGGUUGUCAAAGAGGCAUACCUUCAGGGCCAGAACGACCCGAUUUUCGAGCACAUCAUCGAACGGAUAUCAUCUAUCGUCUUCAUGUCUACACCGCAUCGAGGGACCAACCUAGCUAGUCUCUUACAUAAGGUCCUUCAAGUGUCUUUCGGCGCUAGCUCGAGACAGUUCAUUACGGAACUGGUGGCGGGCUUUUCGACCUUGGAAAAGGUGAACGAAAACUUCCGACAUGCGGCCCGAAAGUUGCAGAUCGUAUCUUUCUACGAGACUCGCCCAACGCCGGUGUCCAAAUUGAGUCAAAUGUUAGCAACCUCAAACCCAUCUUACGCGGCGAAGCUUCGAGUGCUUGAGACGGCUGGAGUGGACUUCAAGUCUGCCGAUUAUCGCACUCUGUGGCUAUGGUUGUUCAAGCAAAGCCUUCUCAGCUUGCGUCUGAACCAUCCCAUUUACUUCGUGCUGGAUGGCUUGGAUGAAGCUGACAGUCCCGGCUCCGUCAUCCGACUUUUGUCCGAGCUAUCGCUCGCUGCCGUCCCCCUUCGAGUCUUGGUUAUCAGUCGCAAGACACCCGAUAUCGCAACGGCCUUCUCGAAAAUGUCCCGCCAGGUCAGAUCCGACGCAAUAAGUCUUGAAGGCUCAACCCAAGACUUCCGUGUCUACAUCGAACAGGAGAUGGACGUGGCCGGCGACGAUAUGUAUCGCGAAGAGGUGACGGCCCAGCUUCUGGAACGAGCGGGUGGUAAUUUCCUCUGGGUUCAUUUGGCAGUGCAGAAGAUCAACGACUGCCACACAAAGCUGGAUGUCCAAAACGCAUUGGAAGACCUACCUUCCGGAAUGGAAGCACUAUGCAUGGCCCAACUUAGUGAUCCGACGAUACGAAGUCAGUUCAACCGGAAACGACCACCCGCAUUCUUGGAUUACGCCAUCAGGUUCUGGUUCAUUCAUCUAUCACGAGCAUCUGUUCACGGCUCCACCGAGGUCCUUGCCACUACCAUGAAGUUUUUGAACAGCCCGUCGAUAUUGACAUGGAUUUACUUGGCCGUCAGGAUCAACGAGAUGAGGCUUUUAGUCACGGCAUCGCGUUACUUAACCGAUAUGGUGGUUGGCCUACGAAGAUCGACUGCAGUUGAUGAAUCACUUAUCCAUCGCCAGACUGUCCGUCUUGUUGAGGGUUGGGCCACCGACCUAGUGAAGAUCGUUGGAAAAUUUGGCAGCAACCUCCGCCAAUCGCCCGAUGCUAUUGACAAGCUCAUCCCACCAUUCUGUCCCCAAGAUUCGGCUAUAUACGAACAGUUUGGAAGCAAAGAGGGUCACUCACUUCAGAUCUCCGGGUCCUUGAGCUCCGCAUGGGAUGACUGUCUCACACGUCUGUCUUUUGAGCAAGGUGCAUCAGCAUCCGCAGUGCUUGCUGCGGGAAACUGCCUCCAGGUUGCAAAAAACCCGAUGGACCGCCCUCGACCCCACUCUCUUCGCUUCAUCGAGGACGACCAGACUGUAUUAGUUGCGAAUGAAGACCGGUGCAUUCGGAGACUCUCUGUUCACAGCCCCACAGAUCCCCGAUGGACCAUACAUUCCGAAAUCACAGAACAAAGAUUUGAGGGAACUAUCCACAGUUUUCCCAACUGUUCGGCGCUCAGUCCAGAUGGGACCAUGGUCGUCUUUGGUUAUCGCGCACAUCCUGUUGCUGCAUGGGAACUCGAUCCACCAAAAAUGCUACGUCAAUGUCACAUCCCCGCGGAUGAAGCAAACAUAUCAAGCAAGAGAAAGACUGUGGGAGAGGUUUAUCAUCUAAGAUGGCAUCCUUAUAGUGGUGAAGUUCUUGGCUUGACUCAAAUCGGUCUGAUGUUCAAGUGGGAUCCCUUCGAAGAGGAGACGAGGCUGAUGGUAGGCACCGGUGCCAACAAGAUGGUUGUGUCUCGGGAUGGAUCCCUCAUAGCAACUGGCGACCCCCGAGGCACAAUCAAGAUUUUCGCCACAGCCGAUUUCUCGUUGCUAUAUCAGCUAUCUUCGCAAGACUUCGUUAAUGAUCUGGCUUUCAGUUCAGAUUCCCGGCGGCUUUACGAUAUGCGCGGGCCUUAUGGCAACGUGUGGGAACCAAACACAUUGAUUCGUCUUUCAGACAGCUCUGAAGUCCCAGAUCACAACAGUGAUGCGACUGGUGAGACGGAAAGUCUUGCCAAGAUGUCACUCCUCCCGGAGCACCAGUCAGCCCGAGUCAAUAGCCUGAACAUUCUCUCAUCGCAACCGCAAGGCGCUCUCUAUUGUUUCGGAACAGACAACGGCCUGGUAGACCUCUGUGAAAACGGCAACGGCACAAUUCUCCGGAUGGAAAGGUUGAGUAGCCGAAUGUCUGUCACCCACAUGGCAUGGAGUGAUGAUGGUCGUCGGAUCGCACUGGCUAAUCGAGCUCGAAGGCUUUGGAUCAAAACUGUUUCCCAAGGCGUCGAUGAUCGCCAAGCUUGGAAGGCUGAUUCGGAGCUCAACGUCAUCCUUGCACCUCAGAAAGGCAGGGCCACAGGUUUGUUGUUUCAAACGGCAGGCCAGAAGUUAUGCGCGCGCACGCCCUCCAUGCUCCUUUCCGUCGAUCUCGAGACCCAGCAUUGGACCGAGGCUGAACUUCCGAAAAACAUGGAGCAGUGCAAAUGGAUCAAUCACCCAACCAAACCAGAGUACCUGCUUGCCUUCGGACCCAGUAAGGUUCGAGUCUUCCAGUGGUCUACCAUGCGUCAAGUUGGGGAACAGCGUUAUUCGCAACCACAUCUUGUUGGGCCAUGCAUCUCCCCAGUCUCUCCCACAGAAGGCCAGGGUGAUGAAGAUGAACAUUACACAGUGGGAAGGCUCCUCGCGCAGGCCGGAUCAUCACGCAUUCUUCUUCAGUUGUUAAGCACCACUGUGUCGAACCGACUUAGGCACAGGUACUUCCUUUUCGAUGUAAACGAACUGCGGAUAAAAUCCCGAGAUGAAAACGGCAACAGCGGGGAAGAACUAGUAUUUUGUGACUCCUCUUCCUUCGCAUGCGUCGCUCUUCCUACACGCAUCGCAUCUCGGAUUAGGGAACCGUUGUCGCUGAUGCCGCGUCAGAAACUCAUAUUCCUCGACGUUGAGAGAUGGGUCUGCACGUGGCGGCUUCCGCAUUUCUCACCUACGUCGACCCCGUUGGAGGCUGCAGAUAUCCAGAGAUACUACUUUUUGCCAGGAGAUUGGGCGACAGCCGACGAGGCGCACCGUUGUGUGGUGAUGGCGGAUGGGACACUGCUUUGUCCAAGAAACGGAGGAGUAGCCGCUGUUCAGUGUGCAGACCUGUAG